Molecule: messenger RNA, 6952 nt
Organism: Cyprinodon tularosa
Lineage: Eukaryota; Metazoa; Chordata; Actinopteri; Cyprinodontiformes; Cyprinodontidae
Gene: mroh1
Product: maestro heat-like repeat family member 1
Exons: 44
Coding region: 64-4977 (1637 amino acids)
Cellular component (GO): cytoplasm
Source: RefSeq, a predicted model, not a curated record
CUGUGCUCAUCUCUCCCCAGGAGAGAGUCUCUACUUCGGCUCACUGGCUUCAGGUUAGCCACCAUGGACCAUACAGAUGUAGAACAGGUGACUCUGGCUCUGCUAGAUGCAGCCAACGAUAAGGACUCUGAGGUCCAGGAUCAGGUCAGAAAGUCCAUGUUGACUUUGGGGAAACAGCAGCCAGACAGAGUGUUAGCCAUGUGCCAGGACUACCUGCUGAAACACCCCAAGCUGGUGGUAAGUCACAGAGUUGUGGUUCUUCAGACCAUUGAGCUGGUUGUUGGCUGCAGGAUAGAGGAGAUCAGUGCUCCUAGAAUAAAGAGCAUAAUCUCCCUGGCUUCAGAUGAAAUGACCAGAUCCAAGGAGGUCAUUCCUGACUGGCAGCAGGCAGCCAGUAACAUUUUGGUCGCUGUGGGAAACAAACACAUCAAUGACAUCAUGGAGGAGAUACUAAGCAAGUUCCAGCCAGGGAUUCUACCUCACUUCUUCGUGGUCCAAACAUUGGCCAACCUAUCUGACUCAAACGUUUAUGGGAUGGUACCGUUCCUUAAUGCUAUCCUGGGAACCAUGUUACCAAUGCUGAGCAUGGCCAAGCAGGACAACAUGAAGUGGGUCUUUUCAUCUGCGCUGUGUCAUUUCAGUGAAAGUAUCCUGGAGUAUUUGGCCAACCUCGACAAAGCGCCAGAUCCUACAGUGAGAAAAGAUGCGUUCUCCAGUGAAAUCUAUGCAGCUUUUGACAUUCUCUUCAAUAACUGGUUACAAAGCCGAGAGCCUAAGUUGAGGCUGACAGUGGGUGAGGCAGUGGGCUCUAUGUGUCAUCUGAUGGCCAAUGAUAAACUGGAGGAACAGAUCCCCCGAAUCAUCCCUGCCAUCAUGUCCCUGUACAAGAAAAACACUGAGCACUAUGUCAUCAGUAAGAGCUUGUGUCAAGUCCUCGAAGCCUCGGUCAACAUGGGGAGCAGAGUGCUGGAGACACAGCUGGAUGGUCUUCUCUUAGCGCUGCAUCAGCAGGUUUCAGCUCCUGUCGAUUACACCGACCCUCCUACUGUGAAGAACCACAAUGAAGCAUUGCGUUGCUUUAGCUUGCUGGCCAACUCUUUUCCAGACCGACUGGUUAUGUAUGUUCUGCAGAAGUUGGAGAACACCAAUGAACGAAGCAGGAUGGGCUCCUUAGCUGUGCUUCGUCACCUCAUAAACUCUUCCUCUUCUAUAAUGGAGAGCAAAAAGCUUCUUAUUCUGGCCAGUAUUAGACAGCCAAUGGCAGACCACAGCAACAAGGUGAAGAAGCGUGUUGUCCAGGUAAUCAGCGCAAUGGCUCAUCAUGGUUACCUGGAACUGGAGGGAGGGGAAUUACUGGUCCGGUUCAUCGUUCAAAACUGCGCUUUACACGACACAUACCAGUCCCACCAAAGGCCCAAUGCGGACCCAGAGGAUGUGACCAACGAGGCCCUGAGGGCGAUGUGUGACAGCACCCUCCAUCUCCUUACCACCACUGUUGGCCGACUAGCUGAUGUGCUCUGGCCCAAGUUGCUUUACUAUCUCACACCUUCCCAGUACAGUAUUGCCACUACUCCUCUUUGUAAAAGUCUCAUAGUUUUGGGGAACAAGAAGAAAAGCAAUCAGGAGCCCAGCUUCAAGAUAGACUUCACUCAGGAGGUAAAUCUCCCAUCUCCUCACACUCUGAUGAUCAGACUGCUGGUCAACGCUGCUUUUCCCUUCAACAGCCGAGGUCACGGAGCUCCAUCACUCUCGCUCCUACACAUCCUCAGCAUCAACAUUCACCCCAAUACAGAGACGGUCUGGGAGAAAGAAAUACCUCCUCUUCUUUCACUACUAGAUGAGUCAACAGCAGAGAGUCUGGAUAAGAAGCAGUGGGAUGACAAACUGCUGAAGCUUUUAUCUAAGACCUUGACGUCAAUUGAUGAUGAUAAGUGGGUUUGCCAGUUUGCUGCUGAAGCAACCAGAUAUCUUUCUACAUACAACAACGCCCUGGAGGAGAAGAGCUUCCUGUAUCGAUGUAUCGGAGUGACUCUCCAGCAGUGUUUAAAUAAGGAGGUUGUGAAAAAGCAACUACAGGAAGUUCUCCUCGCGGCGCGACACCAUGAUGCUAUUGAAAGAGAGGGAGUUGCCACUGGUGUUGGUCUGUGUGCCAACAGCCACCUGGAGGGAACCUUAGCCAAGCUGGAUGAGUUUGGCAAAUCGGAUGCCUUUAAAAAGUCACCCAGUAUCUUCAACCUGCUCAAAGAGCGUAAUGAGGUGGAAGUGGAGAAGGUGAAAAGCACAUUGAUCCUGUGCUACGGCCACGUGGCUCUGAACGCACCGUCAGAGAAGAUUCUUAACCGCGUCGAUCAGGACAUCCUACGCUGCAUCAGUAAACACUUCAAUACUAAGGUUCUUGGGAUUAAAGUAGAGACGAAGGACCUGACUAUGAAGCUUAGUUUGAUCCAGAGUAUUGGGCUCAUAGCCAAAGCUAUCACUAGGUGUGUGAAGAAACAAGGCUACAUCUUCUCUCGCAAGCAGGAGCUCAUCACCAUUAUGCUGGAUUUCAUGAAGUCUGAGCCAUCUGAUUCAUUAAGGACUCCUGUACGCCCCCUGGUGAUGACCACCUGUGCCAACCUGAUACCCCUGGACCCUCCGUUAGGUGAGAGUGAGAGCUUUGAUUUAUUGAAGGUCUGCGUGAACAGUGUGUUUUCCCUGCCUCCUGACACGCACACUCCAGAAAAAACAAAAGAUGAGGAGAACCUUGACCCCAAGCAGAGAAAGGCUUUGUACAAAGACACGUUGGCUGCUCUGCAGGAGCUUCUGAGGAGCGUUCUGGCGAGGGAACGCAGUCCUGAUGGCUUGCAGAGUAUCUUUAAGCACAUCGAAUUGUGGCUGAGCUCUGUUCACGAUCAUGAGAGGGAGAGAGCCAUUACUGCCACCUCUAAUCUUCUGGCUUACUAUCUGCAAAACCUAAAUGUUAAGAGUAUGGUCUCUUUCCACAACCUUGGAGCUCUGCUGGGUCGUCUGUCUCCCCGCUGCUCUGACCCUCAGCCGGCUGUACGUGCUGCAGCAGUUGACAGCAUAUAUGCCCUACUUAGUAUACAGCUACGAUACGAAGGGUUCUCUUUGGAUUAUAAAGAUGAAGCUGUUGAAGGUUUACCAUCUUUAAAAGAAGCGCUAGAGAACCCUGAUCAUGCUGUUCUUUACAAGACCUGUUCAGAUCUCACAAAGGUGAUGACUAAACGCCUGCCUCAGCAGCAGCUGACGACCAUGGUCUUCAUGUUGUUUGAAGGGCUGGUGGACAGUCAAACAAACUGCUGCAGAGCUUCGUCCGUCAUCCUGAACACCCUGCUGAAAAACAGGGGAGGCGGACUGCAAGAUCUGGUCCCAGAAAUGUUGGAGGUUCUGCAUGUGCGUUUGCAGAGUAUUACAGAGGAACAGGUGAGGGUAGCAGUGGGGCAGACAGUAUUAAUCCUGGCUUCUCAGCAUCUGCAGACGGUCAUUAAUACUCUAGUUAACCAACCUCUUCCCUAUGACAGCUGGACCAGUGAGAUGUGGAUGGCUUUGGGAGCAGAUCCCAUUGUAGCCAAUCAGAUCAUAGAGAUGGUGAUGGAGAAACUUUCCAUCACGGCGCCCUACGUUGACAAGAAGGAGUCAAUGAUGAGGGGAGGCAUGACGAAAGUGGCGACCAAUCAGCCACUGGCUAUGACAUGUGGUCUGAAGGAACUGUUAUUAAACGGACAUACGCAGGAGCCAGCAGUGGGCCUGUUUCCUCAGCUCUUCUCCUGUCUGACCGUCAGACUGGGAGCGAGCGUUGGAGUCAUGGCCCCGAAGGACAACGCUCAUAAACACUCAGGCUCCCUGCAUGUAGCCGGGGUUGCAGCUGACGCUCUGCGGAUCCUGUUGGCCCGCGCUCAGUUAGAUGAGGUGAUGAAACGACUGGAUGAAGAUAAUGCCUGGGAUGCAAUGAAGGAGCAAAACACACACGUUACAGGGAUAACGCUGUUGGCAAGGGCGUUGGCCAAGCAUGCUGGUCCCAGGUUGCCUGCCAUUGUAGAGAGUCUCUGCCCGUCGCUGAACAACAUCUAUGAAAGUCAAAGAAUUACUGUCACUGCUUUCUUUUCCGAGCUGCUGAACCAUCAUGUUGUGACUGAGCUGAUGUUGAUAGACGUGUUGAUGAACAACAUGAUGGAGAGGAUAUCAGAUCCCUGCUGCACUGUCCGCAUGCUGGCUGUGCGAGGACUGGGCAACAUAGCAGUGGGAUCCCCUGAAAAGGUGAAUAAAUACGCCAAGGAGCUGCUCGCAGCUAUGAGCUCAGGAAUGGAGGAGAAAGAUGAUCCGGGUAAACUGAUUACCCUGGAGGCCAUGUCUGGUCUGUCUAAAGUUCUUCUUCACCUGGACAAGAAGAACGUCCACUUACUGGUGGUCUACAUCUUCAUGAAAAUCAAACCUUUCUUAGAAAGUGAAAAUGACGAUAUCCGCUGUGCUUCCAUCCUCCUGAUGGGCAAUCUGUCCAAAUUUGGCUCAGGGGAGCAGAUAUUCAAAGACCAGAUCCAUAAUGUUCUGGUCAGCUUACUGUUGCACCUGGUCGACCCAAACACACAAGUGGUCAAGGCCUGUAAAUAUGCGAUGCGAGUGUGCGCUCCUGUAGUUGGAUCAGAGCAGAUCACAACCAUGUUUCAGAAUCACCUUCAUGAGGACAAGAGCCUGCACUAUGGAGAGUUCAUCAAUGAUCUCACCAAGUACCUGAUUCAAGACUUUCCCGGCAUGUUGAACUUCUACCACAUCUCCGUCAUCCAGUUCUUUAAGAGCAGCUGGUCUGAAGUCAGAGCUGCAGCAGCCAUGUUUAUAGGGUUCCUCCUGGGAAACAUUCAGCAGGAGCAGCUCUCCCACCUCAACAUGAGCACCAUUUCCAAAGGUUUAGUGAUGCUGCUCCAGGAUCCAGAUCCUGUGGUUAGAGUAAAAGCAGCUGAAGCUAUGGGACACUUCCACUGACACGCCGACAAUCAGCUGGAAGACUAUAAGAAUUAGUGGGUUUGUCUUUAAGUCUAUGGUGGCCAGUUGCCACUAAAUAACCCAGUUUAGUAGAAGAAUCAGGAAUAAGAACUUUUGAGUUUACAAAUGGACCAUUGUACCGUUAUAUAAAGCUACCCUAAUAACUUUAUAUAAUCUAUGAAAACCAAACUGGACCAAGGUGGAAAAAAACUUUAGCAGAAGGGUAGAUAUUAAAUAUUAUUUAUAUUAUAAUAUCAAUCAGUGAACAGAAGGAAAAUCACCAUCAUAAAAAACAAAAUGUACAUUAAGUUAAUAGUUUGUAGCUUUUUUUUUUUACAUUUCACAGAUACUUGAAAGAGACGAUGUUUGAAUUUUAUUUUAACGACCAACAACUGUGUCUUUAUUGUUUACUGUCCAUUGUUGUAAAAUCAGAGAUGUAUAAUAUUCCUAACAGUAGAACAUAUGAUGUAAGGGUAGCAAGUUCACAAUUUAGUAUUUUAUAUAUGGUCUUUAGAAAUGAUAUGCACACUGUAUGCUAGUAAUAAUAAUAUCAGUUUGCUUGUAUCUUAUUGUUGUAUCCUAUUAUUGUUCUCAUAGCAUUUAUUUUAUGAUAAAAAUGCAUGUUAGGAUAAGUUUCACACACUCAAUGAUGGAUUUAACAGUUUUAUAUGUUUAAAUAAUUGUUCCCAAGUGGAAUAUAGUUGAACUGAAGUUUGCAGAGAUCCAAAGUAUUAAAGAUAAACGGUUCUUGGUAGUUUUUUUUUUUUUUUUUGUUAUAGUAGUACUCAGUGGUCCAUUUCCUGUCAGCAAUAACUACACCAACUCUUUAAUGACUACUCUUUUGAUUAAUUGCAUGGUUUAUGUUUGCAAAUGGUUGUACAUUCAAAAUGAAUUAGUUCGUUUGAGCAACGUAACAAGCUCUUUUAACAAAUCAGGUUGGUAGCCGCACUCCACAGCAUGAUUAAACCAACCGUUUAUGAACCGCUGAAGCUACUACAUAUGAAGCGCUAAACUUCUUCGUAUUUAGUUUGUUUUUCUUAAUGAGCCUCAUAAGAUAGGACGCGUUCCUUUUAUUCCAUUCACACUGCCACUUUCUGUGUACAUAUCUUACAAUCGACCUAAUUUCCAACAGUCUGCUUAACUCAUAAGGACACUUAUUAGACAGUUAGUCAUUGUGUUGUGAUAAUAAACCAAGUUGUAUUAAUAACAACUCUUAGCUGCCUACUUUGUGAAAGAACAUCCGAGGCAUAACCAUAGUCUCAGUAGUGCCAAAUAUCCGUUAUGAGUUAUUAUAAUAAUACUCUAGAGAUGCUUUAAUAAGUUUGAAUGUCCCUUCUGAUUCUCGUUAAAUCUGACCGUGGUUAUAGAGGACACAUUUACCUUCGAGGUAGUAAAUGAAUGUAUUAGAAUGAAGAAUGGGACUUGUGUAUAGUCCAAUAAGCAGGUGGCGGCUGAGUGUUAUUUCUCAUAAGUUUACCUCAGAGUUCUUUGUUACACUUUAAACGCCGACAUGUGGUCCCUGAUCUGAGAUUCUUCCAGGCAAGCUGCCAUUAAGUCCCAUCAGUAUCCAGGUGAAGGCGCUGAUAUAAACAUGUCUUAUCCAUCAUAUCGUCUUCUAAAAUAAAUGAUCCAUCUGAUGAAACUCCUGCAGUUGGGUCAUUAAAUAUGACUGCAGGAUGCUUUUCUCAUGGCUCCUUGUCAUAAAUAAUCUUCAAACAGAGACUUGGUGUCUUAGUACUUUUAACACUAGAGUUUAAGAUAUAAUCUAUUUUUCUUUUUUUCAUUAAAGCCUGGUAUUAUGUUUUUUUUUGUUUUUUUUUAACAUGUUGAAUGGAUGUUAGUGUGUAUCUCUAAUGAUGGUUCUGUUUGAAUAAAUAAAUGUGUCGAUGUGUGGAAGUCUGUUUUCAUGUACAUCUACAGAGGAAUGUGUGGACAAAGCCUUCCAGUGUGUUCAAAAUAAAGGAGUUAAAGAAUA